Messenger RNA from Daldinia decipiens, 1260 nucleotides. Its product is annotated as aquaporin-like protein. Gene Ontology annotation, cellular component: plasma membrane. Gene Ontology annotation, molecular function: water channel activity. Bases 223 to 1179 code for a protein of 318 amino acids. Lineage: Eukaryota; Fungi; Ascomycota; Sordariomycetes; Xylariales; Hypoxylaceae. The record is from RefSeq and is a predicted model, not a curated record. The transcript is spliced from 2 exons. Gene Ontology annotation, biological process: transmembrane transport.
UUCUGGAGGUGGGCUACGUAGGAGGCAAUAUCAAGCGGUCCUAUCUUAACAAAAAGUAGUUUAUAUAAAAUUCCCAUUGCCCUCAAGUAUCAUAUUACAGUUUACUUCCAAACUUACUUACUUACAUACACGUUCAAGACCCUUCUGGACGUCGAUACUAAUUUCAACCCUUAAUUUUGCUGCUCUCAGUUGCAUUCUUACUCACGCCGUAUCCCAAGCGCUAUGGAGCAUACCGAGUUCAACACGCGUAUUCGACGGCCUUGGAAAAGCAAUGGCGAGUCGGAGCUAUCUAAUCGCCUAUUUCCACUCGACCGAUUGCCGCUCAGUAUCAAGAACCACCUCAUUGCAACAAUGAGCGAGUUUGCGGGGACCUUCAUGUUCCUCUUGUUCGCAUUCGGUGGUACCAAUGCCGUAAACACGAACCUGCCGGGAACCCCGGCCGCAGAUCCAGCUAAGUUGCUGUACAUAUCUCUAUGCUUCGGUAUGAGCCUUGCCGUCAAUGCCUGGGUCUUUUUCCGCAUCAGUGGCGGUCUAUUCAACCCGGCCGUGACGAUGGGUAUGAUGCUUGUCGGUGCCGUGGAUUAUGUCCGAGGACCUUUGGUUAUCUUCAGUCAGUUUCUAGGUGGUAUUGCGGCUGCGGCUGUCAUCUCCGGUCUCACGCCCGGUCCACUCAACGUAGGCACCAAUCUAGGGGGUGGAACGACGGCGGUGCAGGGCUUGUUCAUCGAGAUGUUUCUCACAGCCCAGCUUGUCUUCACCAUUUUUAUGCUAGCUGCUGAGAAGCAUCGCGGGACCUUUAUCGCACCUAUCGGGAUUGGGUUGUCGCUGUUUAUUGCAGAGCUUAUGGGGGUUUACUAUACAGGUGGAAGCGUAAAUCCGGCACGUUCCUUCGGCCCCGCCGUCGUCAUAAAGUCCUUCCACGACUACCACUGGAUCUAUUGGAUUGGCCCCAUCUUAGGCUCGCUACUUGCAUCUAGCUUCUAUAUCUUCAUCAAAGCCCUCGAGUAUGAGACCGUGAACCCGCAACAGGAUGAUAAUAACGAAACACACACUGAACCUAAGUCCGAUUUACAACACGUUGAAAACCAUGUGCGUUCGUGGGAUGAUGGGAUAGUAGGAGUAGCUCGAGUUAGUACGCCGUAUAGAGGUGAGUCAAGUUUAGAAGCCGGUCGCAGUUGAGUAUACGCGUUAUAACCGUUGUAUAUUUAUGUGUGGCAUGCAUAGCGAAAUCGUGGUUCUUUGGUUUAGAGUAGUUAGCUG